UACAACCCUCACUCCCAUUAUUCUCUUUCCUUCUCACAAUGGUUAACUUGAUAGCCUCUCACACUGUCAAGCCAGCAAGGCCAAUCUCCACGAAAGUAAUGUAUUUAUCUGAGUGUGAUCAAUGUAAACCCUUGACUCAUGCAACCACCGUCCACUUUUACAAGCCAGAAAAUCCAGAAUUGCUAAAAGAUGCCACUAGGGUUUUGAAAGACUCAUUAAGCGAAGCCUUGGCAGCUUUUUAUCCUCUUGCUGGACGUUUAUACCAGAAAGAUGGAGGCCGAGUUGAGCUGCGUUGCAAUUCCAUGGGUGCUUUACUUCUUGAAGCUCAAUCAGAACUCAAAAUCGAGGAUUUUGGAGACUUUUGCCCAACUCCACAAAUCCGUGCCCUGAUCCCACCUAUAGAUUACAAUAAUACUCCCCUUCAUGAGGUACCGCUCCUUCUAGUGCAAAUCACAAAGUUUGCCUGUGGUGGUGUUUCUUUAGGCUCGGCCGUGUCACACGUCAUUGUGGACGGUCAAAGCGCGUGUCAUUUUGUUGCCGAAUGGGCAAAGAUUGCACGCGGUGAAAAAUCUGAUGAUCAACCAUACCUAGAUCGUACAAUUCUUCAACAAUAUGAAGAGUGCCCAUCGUCAAUAGCUCCAAAAUUACAAUACCCAGACUUUUACCCACUGCCCGUCCUGAUAGGCCAGUCUAGCAGCUUAGAAGAGCGUAAAAAGGCUACUACCUGUGCCAUGUUUCAGUUAAGUAAAGAACAAAUUGAGCAGCUCAAGAACAACGUCAACAACCACCACGAUUUGGUUCACAAAACUAGCAAUCACCCCCCAUUUAGCCGGUUUGUAGCUGUAUCUGCGCAUAUAUGGAAGUGCUUAUCCAAGGCCCGUAUGCACAGCCCCGACCAAGAAACGGUUCUAUAUGUGACUGUGGAUUUUCGCAGUCGGCUUAAACCACCCUUGCCCGGAAGGUAUUUUGGAAAUGCUGUCUUACCUGUACCAGCAAGAGCCAUUGCAGGUGAUCUCCAAUCGAGGCCACCAAGCUAUGCUUCAAGCAAAAUUAAGGAAGCAAUAGACAAGGUUACAGAUGAGUAUGUAAGGUCAUAUCUUGUUUGUAUGAAGGACAUGCCCGAGGUAUCUAGCAGUCGACAUUUUCACACUGUUGGUUGUGCACAGGGGUUGUUCUUUGGAAAUCCCAAUUUGCUUAUUACUAGUUGGGUUGGGCUGGACGUGUACAAAGUCAAUUUUGGGUGGGGAGAAGCAAUUUCCAUGACCCCUGGGUCAUUAGGUUAUGAUGGAAGACUCUUCCUUAUUCCUGGUCCUAAUGGGGAUGGAUCGUUGAUUAUCCCACUGCGCCUGCAAGUAGAACAUAUUAAUGCUUUUAAGAAAUAUUUCUACGAAGAUAUAUAAUGCUGCAGACUUACAAGGGAACCAACGAAUUGGCAGCUGCUGGAGAACAGUUUGAAGAGCUAUUAUUGCAGGCAAACGCGACGUGGAUCUUUUCAGAUAUGGAAGAUGGAGUAGACGGAAUAAAAUAUUUGUCUCUUAAGGUAGUAGCAAAUAAGGAGACUUUUACUCCCUGUGAUAGCUAGUAUGACCUUUACGAUGUCCCUGGUCCGUGUUACACGUGACGGUUUCCUGUGCUGCUGACAUAUAUACAUUUAGUUUUCCAUGGCACGUGUUCAUGGUAUCAUGAUAUGGCACUACUUUAUGUAAGAUGGAAAAAUGCAUUU
Molecule: messenger RNA, 1723 nt
Organism: Coffea eugenioides
Lineage: Eukaryota; Viridiplantae; Streptophyta; Magnoliopsida; Gentianales; Rubiaceae
Product: spermidine hydroxycinnamoyl transferase-like
Exons: 2
Coding region: 39-1400 (453 amino acids)
Molecular function (GO): acyltransferase activity, transferring groups other than amino-acyl groups
Source: RefSeq, a predicted model, not a curated record